Molecule: messenger RNA, 498 nt
Organism: Zerene cesonia (dogface butterfly)
Lineage: Eukaryota; Metazoa; Arthropoda; Insecta; Lepidoptera; Pieridae
Product: 39S ribosomal protein L38, mitochondrial-like
Exons: 5
Coding region: 1-498 (165 amino acids)
Source: RefSeq, a predicted model, not a curated record
AUGACCACAUUAGCGGAGCGUUUCCACAACAUGCUGUCUGUUAUAACAGCCGCUAUUACCAUAACAAUUGGCUCAGUGUACGCCUUCGACGGUUGCUAUAAUUUGGGCGAUGUGGUACAGCCAAAAAAAAAUUUAAGCGUGUCAGAGGCUUUCCAGGCUUAUAAAAUAGUGCCAGACUACAUACUUACCGCUCCGGAGGAUUUGUUGGUGGCGGGAUACGUGGAUGUGGACAUACGUCUUGGCACUAAAUUCUCUCCUAUAAGAACCAUUGGCGCUGUUUACCUUCGAUAUCCAAAUGGGAAAGAGAAAGAAAUGUAUACAGUGAUGCUGUUGGACAUCGACAUAUCAACGGACAUGGGUCCAGCUUACAUACAUGGUAUGUUCUUGAAUAGCCCUGCAAAUAACCUGCUGCAAGGGGAUGAGAUUGUGCCUUAUGUUCCUGUUUCUCCUACGCCUGGCUCCGGAUACCAUCGAUAUACAGGCUUGGUUGGCUCGUGA